AUGGAAUACUUCAAAGCUCUACGGCCUGGUGGCAGCCGCGCGAGCGACGACAUCUUGAAGCAGAUUCACGGCUGGCAGGAGUUCGCCUUGGAGGAAGGCGUGCGAUUCGACGACCCGGAGGAGGCAUACUUCGUCGGGCACACGCAACACGCCUUCCGGGAUGCUUUUGCGCAGAACUGGAGCCACUUCCUCAAGGAGGAGCUAACGCGGCUUUGGCCGGCAACAGCUUCCCUCCGGUAUCAAGUGGAGCUAGAUGGGAGCACGAGCCCUGCUGCUCGAGCCGACUCCCUUCGACUGGCUGAAGCUGCCCGACAGCUGGCUCGCGAUGCGCUGGCGACCAUCGCCGGGGUGCUGCACGACUGCGGCGGCCGGGACCCGCCCAUGACUGGGGCAUUGCCGGAGAGCGGCAACACUGCGGCGUGGGUCGACUUGCAGUUGAAGGCCUCGCGCAACCUCCGAGCUCUUUUCGCGGGCCACGCUUCCUUGCCGGAGUCCUGCGCCACUGUCGCCGACCGCGAGGCCCGGACCGCACUGCUGGAGCUGAACCUCGAGGCCCUUGAGCACCUGGCGGGCGCCGACGGCGACGGCCACGGCAGGGUGGAUGAGUCUGCCGACCUCAAGCGCCGUGCACUGGAGAGGCUCUGGGAAGAGUAUCAGUUCGGCCCCCUGGUGGAGGAGGCGUAUCCCUGCGACCCCUGUGGUCUGCGGCUGGUCCAGCCAAGGUUCCUGGAGUUUCACAUCGGACGUGGUGGGGAGCUCUUAGAUCGCCGGGCCGAGCCCGACCGCACCGUGCUCCGAGCCCUGAGAGGGCUGCUAAGCCUGCAGCAGGCCCUGGCCCGGCCGGCGUCCAUGUCAACCAGUUCCAUGCAGGACGGCGACAGCUGGGGAGCUGAUGCGGCUUUCGUCGGCUGGCGCAGCGCCGUGUCCGACCUCGAGGAGGCCGUCUGGAAGGGAAUUGCCUUCCCCGAGCUCCACACGGCUGCAGGCCACCUACUGGCGGAGGUCGCAAGGUCUGGGCUGAUGCCGGACAUCUUUGCAGCCAUGAUGGAGCAUCCGCCCGUGGUUGGCAUGGGCGGCACCACCCUCCCCCAGGGCCGCGAGCCCUCGGAUGUGCAGCCGCCACGCAGCCCGCGCUUCCAGUCGAUGAGUAUCCCGGGCUACAACAUGAAGCCCGUGAACCGCUACGAGGAGCGCGCCCUGCGCAUGUGGGGGGAUGAGGAGAUCGAAGAGAACUGGGAUCCCGUCUCCGGGCUGGGGCUUUCGUACAUCGACCUGACCCCCGCCUGCGACUUGCCCCUCCAAGUCGCCAUGUGCUUCCUCAGCGCCGCCCUGUGGCUCUGGCGGGCUUUGGAGCUUUUGGGCGAGAACUGCGGAGGAGACGCUUGGCUGGACAUCUACAUCUUCGAGGACAUCUGGUCUGCCCCAGAGGCCGCCAAGCGCCUGGCCGUGCAAUACAGCCUCAAGCGCGCCAUUCUGGAGCUCGUGGACUACGCGGCCAACAUGGCGGACCACCAGCUGCUGCCCGGUGCGCGGCUGGCGGUCCAGCGCAGCGGCUACCUGCUCCUGCGGAAGGUCACCGCGCGCUUCGGCGUGGCCGAAGAUGGGCCGAAGGUCAUGGCCCAGCUCAAGCGUUACUUCGCUGCCGCACGGGUGAAUCCCCUUUGGUCUCCGCCUCUUCUCCCAGUCUCGGAUGCCGUCUUCAUAGACAUACUGUCAGGGAGGCUUCACGCAGCAUUUCUUGAGAAACUGCACUCCUUCACGCACGAGUCCGACUCAUCGGUUCUGCCCCAAGCUGUGCCAGAGUACACCCUCUAUGAAGCGGCGCUUCUGGGUGGAGGUGAGGUCAACCUCACCUACGCACGCUAUGAGCUGAUGGGGGCUCUGCUCCGUGACACGCACAACACGUGGUCGCAGGUUGAGUCCGUGCUUGCUGACGCGCCCUUCCACCAGGACGCCGCCGGCUUCGUGUCGGGCCAGCGCCCAAGGCCAAAGUGGGCUUCCCACGUUGCUGAGUUCUCGGCCGUGCGGGGCUUGCGCGUGGAUGCAAGCAGUGGCACAGCGAGUCUGUUGCUGGCACGGCCCGCGGCCAACGCGCCGGCACUGUUCUCGCUGGCCGACGUGGCAGCUGUACUCGGCCUCCAGGACACGGAGCCCAUGGCAGUCAUGCUCGACCCCCCGGCGCAGCCGGGGGCCGGCAUAGCGGAAUAUCCACAUCAUCCUUUUCAGCGUGUGACCGUAAGCCCUGGCGACGCCAGCCGCGUGGCCGAAUCUGCGCUCCUGCAUGCGGCAAUGGCAGUGCAGCAGCUGGCUUCUGGUACCGAGGUGGCUUUCCGGGCUCCUUUCCCUACACGAGACUGCGACCGCGGCCUGUGCAAGGCGCUCCCCAAGGUUCUGCGGUCGAAGCUCGCGCCCAUCUCGCACCUGCGCACCGAGGCGUGGGAUGUGCCCUCCAGGCUGGUCAUGGAGUGCCCGAGGAUACCGUACUGGCAGGUCCCGGCUGCCGGCAACACCCUGGACGUGAGGUUCGGAGAGCCCCGGCUGGAGGUCCACGCCGGUGAGCCCUUGCGCGAGCUGAACGAGGAGGAGUUUCGGAAGUGGCCGAUCAGCCGCCUGCAGUCCGCCCUCCGACGGGUUCAGGCGGAGCUGGUGGGGACCGACCCCCAGGACGAGCUCCCACCGUUGGAGAAGCAGGAGCUUGUCGACCGUCUUCUCCGCGCCGCCAAGCGCGGCAUCCUCGUGGAAGACGACGAGGAGUCCAAGGAUCCGUUGAUCCGCCUGUCUCGCCGGCUCACACACCAUUUUCCCGAGGUGGGUCAGCGAUGGCCGCACCUGGCACGAAUGGCGCCCUUCUGCGCGCUGCGCGCCGCCGGCCUCAUUGUUCGAAUGCAGCUGCAGCAGAUGAUGGAGUCUGUCAAGGAGCAGCAGGACGGGCUGCAGGAAGCGUCCAAGCAGCACGCCGAGGGUGUGCGGACCCAGCAACACCAGGGUUGGCGAGGAGUCCUUGCGGAAGUGCAUGCAGGUGUGUUGAAGCAGCUCGGCUUCGUGGAUCUGGACCCGGGCCGGUGCUUUGAAGGAAGGCAGCAGCAGACCUUUGCCAACUGCUGCAGCGUGGGGGACUUCGAGGAGCAAUGCUUCGGCGCCGCCUCGGACCUCUCGAAGGAGAAGGAGCGCUGCUGCGGGGGCGCCUCCCGGCGCGCUCUGAGCCCACAGCUUGUGGCCUCCGUGGCGGCCCAGCUGGGCAGUGCCUCUUCCAAGAAGCCCGCCUCCGAGGCCAUCGUUCCCGUGGUGGACGCCUGGUUGAAGGACCCCGCCGGCAAACUCCCAAGCGGCGAGACCUGCAGCAUGGCCCUUGUCCAUCUGCUCGCGGAGGACAUCACGGCGGAAGAUGUCCUCCACCACCAGGGCCAGCAGCUGAAGGCUCCGGCAGAGAAGCUGGCCAGGGACCUUGAGGCCAUGAAGGGUGCCCCGGGCGUUGUUUUCGGGCACCAGGGCGAGAGCUGGAUUCCUGUGCCGACGCUGGCUGCGUCCGGGGGCCGGCGCGCGCUCUACACCACCAUCGCCCUCUCGCCGCAGCUCCUUCCGCUGGAGCCCGACGAGGCCGAGGCCGCCGAGGCCAACGCGCGGCUCCGCACGCCGGGCGCUUGGGAGGAGGUGCGGCUCGAGGAAGCCUCCGAGUCGGCACUGCAGAAGCUGCUGGCCGAGGAGGCGGCCCACUUUGCGAAGUACAAGGCCUCCCCCACCCUGCGGGCACUACACGAGGCCGCCUCGCUCCUCAAGGAGCUGGAUCACCGGACCGAGGAGUUGGAGGGCGCUGCCAAGGAGGCCUUGAGGGACCCCGCCAAGGAGCAUGUGGCCGAGUGUUCGGUCGGCUGGCGCGAGCUGGGUGACGCAGAGAUCCGGCGUCUCACGCCCAAGAGCCGCCUCAGGCUCCGCCAGCGGGGUGGCGAGGACCCGAAUGGCCGGGAGGUCCAGCUGAGGGUCCAGCUCACCGUCACCGGCGAGCCAGGCAGCCAGGACACGGUCUGGGAAGUGAAGAUGCUGGACGGCAGCGAGCCCGAGGUGCAGUACUUCAACCUCCUUCGAUCGGACUUCGCGGUGGCAGAGCCCUGUGCUGGGCCAUGGCCGGACAUCAACGGCUCUGCGCCUGAUGCUCCGAUCGACGCCCUGAGCCAGGGGGACGUGCAGGCCUCUUCCAUGGGGGACGCCACGCACGCGGAGUGGCCCGCGUGUAUCGAAGUGGGCGUCUCCACCAGGUCCCUGGAUGGCUCCGGGCUCUUUGUGAAUCUGGAGACUUUGGGCAUCGAGCGCGGAUGCUUCCGGGAUGACUGCUCCCACUCCGACCACUUUGAGGCAAAUGCGCCGGCCGAGUGUGCAAAGGUUUGCCAGAAGAUUGGUGCUUGCCGCACAUGGACCUUCUGGGAAGCCACCCCAUCCACCUGUUGGCUGCGCGGCUCCGCGGCUGGUCAAGCGGGACGGGUCGACGCAGCCGGGGCCGUGUCCGGGUCCUCGCGGUGCGUGCCCGCCGUGGAUCCGGACGCGCAACAUCCGGCCGAGCCCACGCUCUUUGCGCUCAUCACUGGCAGCAGCGGCACCAUCCCUCCCAGCCUGUGGGAGGAGUGGGACUUGGUCGACACCCUCUCGGAGCUUGGUCACAUGACCCUUGCGGAGAUCCGACGGCUGCGGCCCUCACAGCGGCAGCGAAGCGCCCUGCGCAUCGCCUCCAAGGCCGCAGACCACAGUGGGUGGAGUCGGAAAUCCAUGGAGCUGCCGAAGUCCUAG
Molecule: messenger RNA, 4779 nt
Organism: Symbiodinium natans
Lineage: Eukaryota; Dinophyceae; Suessiales; Symbiodiniaceae
Source: the annotation of a GenBank genome assembly